AUGGGGGCUCAGGACAUGAAGAACCCCCUCAUGGCCCUCAACGACAAGAAAGGUCAGCUCAGAGGAGCCGAGGGCAGGCCAGCCCCUUGGCCCAGGGAGAUCAAAGCCACCGGGGUGAGAUGGGUCACUGGUCGUGACCCCUCAGACAGCACUGACUUUAGCGCCUGCGCGCAGUACCGGGAGGGGGCCAUGCUCCUGGGCAGCAGGCGCAGAAGCAUAGGGGCGGGACGCCUCACCUGGCACAGGGACCCCUCCUCAGCUGGCUCUGUAGGGAGCUCGGGGUUUCUGCGCUGGGAGGUCAGGGCCCAGGACCGAGGAGGCGGAAGCCCUGAGGCCGCAGCGGCUGCAGGCCGGGUCAGGUGUGAAGAUGACGUGCAGCCAGUCGGCGUUUUUCCUGGUGGCAGACUAGCAGGCCCCCCUCCUCCUCCGGGACUGCCCCCCGCGGCUCACAUGAACGGCUACAGCCACCUUGGCAAGAAAAAGCGCAUGCGCAGCUUUUUUUGGAAAACCAUCCCAGAGGAGCAAGUUCGGGGCAAAACCAACAUCUGGACGUUGGCGGCCAGGCAGCAGCAUCACUACCAGAUCGACACCAAGACCAUCGAGGAGCUGUUCGGGCAGCAGGAGGACACGGGCAGGGCGACCCUUUGUAGGAGAGGGGGCCCUUUCAACUCCUCGCUCAGGGACGCUCGUGAAGAGAUUACUCUCUUGGAUGCAAAGCGGAGCAUGAACAUCGGGAUCUUUCUGAAGCAGUUUAAGAAGUCCCCCCAGUGCAUCGUGGAUGACAUCCAUCAAGGCCGCAGCGAGCACUAUGGGUCGGAGACGCUGCGGGAGUUCCUGAAGCUCCUGCCGGAGUCGGAAGAGGUCAAGAAGUUAAAGGCAUUCAGCGGUGACGUGUCCAAACUGUCCCUGGCGGACUCCUUCCUGCACUGUCUGAUUCAGGUGCCCAACUAUCCACUUCGGAUCGAAGCCAUGGUGCUAAAGAAGGAAUUUUUACCUUCUUGUUCUUCUCUGUACACAGAUAUAACCAUUUUAAGAACGGCUACAAAAGAGCUGAUGACCUGCGAGGAGCUCCACUCCAUCCUGCACCUGGUGCUGCAGGCCGGCAACAUCAUGAACGCCGGAGGGUAUGCUGGCAAUGCGGUGGGAUUUAAACUGUCUUCUUUGCUCAAAUUGGCAGACACAAAAGCCAACAAGCCAGGGAUGAACCUCCUGCAUUUUGUUGCACAGGAAGCCCAAAAGAAAGAUGCCGUUCUUCUAAACUUUUCAGAAAAACUGCAGCAUGUCCAGGAGGCUGCUAGGCAGUACCAGAAUCGUAGGGACCUUGGGAACCGACUGGUCCAGAACGACCUCGAGGAAGUGUGGGGCCUGGGGUGGUUUGUGCAGGACCCUCACUGCCAGCCCUGCAGGCCCUCGGCGCCUCCUGGGGAGCUGAGAGCAGCGUCACCGCUGGGCUCCUUCCAGACCUCCUCAGUCGCUCGGGCAGGGCCGGAGAAGCGGGACUCACACCCCGGGAGUGCACCUUCCGGGCACAGCCGGGCCACCUGUGCUGAGCACGGGCUGUUGUGUCCGCAGUUCGCCGUGGACAAACUGGCGGAGCUGGAGCGCUGGGAGGAGCAGCUGCAGGACGAGGCCCACACCCUGAUAGAUUUUUUCUGUGAAGACAAAGAAACCAUGAAGUUGGACGAGUGCCUGCAGAUAUUCCGAGACUUCUGCACCAGGUUCAACAAAGCGGUGAAGGACAACCGGGACCGGGAGCUGCAGGAGCUGAGGCAGCUGCAGCGGCUGAAGGAGCUGGAACAGAAGCGGCGCUCCUGGGCGGCGGGGGAGCUGGGGGGCUUCGGCCGCAGUAGCAGCGAGAAUGACGUGGAGCAGCUGACCAAGAAGGGCGCUGAGGACCUGUCCCCUUUCCUGCGCCCCAGGCCCACCAGCCCUUCCUACCUGCCCCCCAACACCCGCCGCUCCCGCCUCUCCCUGGGCACCUCGGCCGACCGGGAGCUGCUGACCUUCCUGGAGAGCGCCACGGGCAGCCCCGAGGAGCCCCACAAGUUCAACAGCUUGCCGCGGAGCAGCCCCCGGCAGGCGCGGCCCACGGUGGCCUGGAUGGAGCCUGCAGGACCCAGGGACCACGACUCCGGCUUUGCAUGCAGGCCUCAGGCCUCGGACCGCCAGGACUCACCUCCGGCCUGGCCCUGCCAGCUUCCCACCCCGCGGCCAGAGGAGCCCGGCUCGACCUCCCCUCGAGCUGGGCGCGGUGGGGUCAGCGUCCUGCGGAAGAGGAACAGUGAACCUGUGGGCCUGGGUCCCGCCCGGUCCCCUCCACUGUCGCCGCUGGUCCUGGGCAUUAAGGAGCAUGAGCUGGUGACAGGGCUGGCCCAGUUCGACUUGAAGGGUUCCAGGGGCCGGGAAGAGCCAUCCCCGCUGACCCUGAGUGACUUCAGCCCAAUGGAGCUGGAGUCUUCAGGGGACGGGAGCCCACAGCCCCUCAGUGCCGGGCACUGCAGCCUGUCCUCGGGCAGGGGUGGCCAGGGACGUCUCAGCCCAGCCCUGGAGCCUGACAGGGCGGCCCCUGACGCGCCCAGCAGCGCCGCCCUGGUGUCCGCGGGGAGCAGCGACCCCGAGAACAAGGAGCCCGGGCCCAUGUUCUGCAUCUCGGACGCCACCGACUGCUCGCUGACCCUGGACUGCUCGGAGGGGACCGACUCCAGACCCGGCGCGGGGGCGCCCGAGGCGGGCGGGGAAGGGGACGGCUCGGUGUCCUCCGGGGCAGGGGAGGCGGGGGGCAGCCAGCUGUCCUCCAACCCCGCGUCCAGCCCCCCAGGGGAGGCGCCGGCCCCGCUCCCCGAGAAGAGCGAGCCCAGCUGCAAGGGGGGGCCCCCUGGGGACAGGCCGGCCAGAGGGAAGGACGCGGUGGCAGCGAGGAGGAGCUCGUUCAGGGAGGCGGCGGGGCCGCGGCCGGGGGCCCGGGGCUCCCCCAAGAAGCCCAGCGCCAAGCCGCUCAGGAACAUCCCCAGGCAGAAGCCGGAGGACAUUAAGUUCUGCCGCUCCAACUCCGAGGAGGAGCCCAAGCCGCCCGCGCCCAGCCCGCCCCGCGGCCCGCCGCAGGUGCCCAGCUUCGCCCGCAACACGGUGGCCUCCUCCUCCCGGUGCACGAGGACCGAGGGCCCCGCUGCGGCCAGGGUCCCCGGCAUCACGCGGACAGCCUCGCAGCGACAGCUGAAGGCCCGGGCUGGCCCCGAGGACGCCGCGCCCAAGGACAGCGGCACCCUGAGGCGGGCCAGCAGCGCGCGGGUCCCCAGGAAGGGCCUGGAGACUGCUGAGGGCACCCCGGAAGGCCCCGUGAAAGCCCGGGGGGCUGCGGAAAGGGCCUCCCUCAGACUGAAGGACUCCAAUCGGACCGCGCUGGGGAAAAUCCUCAAUCCGCUAUGGAAGUGAUGGGGGCCUGGCCGCCCUUGCCCCGGGGGUGCAGGGGUGAGGCCAAGAGGCGACGAUGAGUGGCGUUGUUACACCCGCAGUCCACCCGUGCCACCUGCUAACGACCCUGUCCCCGAAGGUACGAGUGCGUGACCCUGGACUGCGGCCCGCCGGGCUGGCCCUGCUGUGAGGUCCCGCCCCCGCCCCCCAGAACCCAGGUCCUGCAGAGAACUGGGACAUGUAAGAUGAUCUUAUACACCAAGUAAAGACAAUUUUUUUC
Tupaia belangeri chinensis (Chinese tree shrew) is the source of this 3691-nucleotide messenger RNA. It is a transcript of the gene FHDC1, whose product is annotated as FH2 domain containing 1. NCBI's taxonomy places the organism in Eukaryota, Metazoa, Chordata, Mammalia, Scandentia, Tupaiidae. The transcript has 15 exons. The record is from RefSeq and is a predicted model, not a curated record. Bases 1 to 3432 code for a protein of 1143 amino acids.